AUGACGGUGAGUAUCCAGGAUAAGAAGGUGAAAAGAAGAGAAGCAGCACUAAAGAGAAUGAAGAAUCUUGGAGACCAAGUGGUUAAGUUCUGCAUGUCCAUCGCGGCCAAACUCCAAGGACACAGUAAGAACAAACCAAGGGGAUCGUCCAAUCAAACAAUGGAUGAUCAGAACAAACCAAGGGGAUCGUCCAAUCAGACAAUGGAGGACAAACCAAGGGGAUCUUCCAAUAAGACGAUGGAGGAUCAGAACAAACAUGAUGAUGCCAAGACCAGCAAUACUAGUUCACUGAACAAUAAAAAUACUAGUGCAACUAGUACCUUCAUAUUUAAAUGCCAGUUCUGCCAUGAGGAAACUCCUCUACUAAACGCAUUCCAUAUAAAGGGUUGCAACCAUUUUUAUUGUCCCCCAUGCAUUGUCAAAUUCGUGGUGUCCAAGCUCCAUGAUGACAUCACGUCCAUUAUGUGCCCGGUAUCAUACUGCAGUACUGGAGUGUUAGACCUCGAGUACUGCCGGAGAAUCCUCCCGAAGGAUGUUACUGAUCGAUGGGAAAAAGCCUUGUCCGAAAAUAAUAAUAAUGUUAAUAAUGUGACUACCGGGCUGCCAUCUGACAAGUACUUGAACUGUCCCUUCAAGGCUUGCGCGGCAUGGUUGAACUUCGCUGAAGUACGGGAUUAUCUGCACAUGAUGAAGAAGGGAAGGCUACUACCUUCUGGAUUUCGGAGCGGGUUUAGCAUCGAGAACAAGUAUUUGUGUCCUAGUUGCAACAGAGAGUUUUGUAUCAAGUGUAGGGUUCCUUACCAUUCCGAAUUCAAUUGUUUCUUGUAUCAGAAACUGAAGGUCAAUGGGGGCGGUGAAGAAGGGAUGGUGAUGUACCUUGCAGGGAUGAAACAAUGGAAGCGGUGUCCAUGCUGCAACUACUAUGUGAUAAAAGAGGACAGCAGCUGCAGCAUCAACUACGUCACAUGCUGGUGUGGAUAUACUUUCUGUUACUAUUGUCUAUUACCAUCAGGUAGUCAUCAGCAUGAUAAAGGCAAAUGUAAACCCAUUUUCCCGGCUUAG
Rosa rugosa (rugosa rose) is the source of this 1062-nucleotide messenger RNA. Its product is annotated as E3 ubiquitin-protein ligase RSL1-like. Gene Ontology annotation, cellular component: cytoplasm; ubiquitin ligase complex. The record is from RefSeq and is a predicted model, not a curated record. Gene Ontology annotation, molecular function: ubiquitin conjugating enzyme binding; zinc ion binding; ubiquitin protein ligase activity. The transcript has a single exon. NCBI's taxonomy places the organism in Eukaryota, Viridiplantae, Streptophyta, Magnoliopsida, Rosales, Rosaceae. Gene Ontology annotation, biological process: positive regulation of proteasomal ubiquitin-dependent protein catabolic process; ubiquitin-dependent protein catabolic process; protein polyubiquitination. The coding region runs from base 1 to 1062 and encodes 353 amino acids.